This is a messenger RNA of Rangifer tarandus platyrhynchus (Svalbard reindeer), 1077 nucleotides long. The record is from the annotation of a GenBank genome assembly. Lineage: Eukaryota; Metazoa; Chordata; Mammalia; Artiodactyla; Cervidae.
AUGGGUCGCUACUCUCCGCAUGUCGUUCCCAAGGGAACACCAAUUUCCCACGCCUUAAAAAUUCCCCUUAGGAAAAAAAAUUGUAAAGUCACCGAAGAGUCCAGCCUGCCGGAACGUCAGCGAUGGAAGCUUGAAGUUACGAGCUCUGAACGUCUCAUCUCAGAGCUGAAGCUUGCUGUUCCCUGGGGCCACAUUGCGGCCAAAGCCUGGGGCUCCCAUCAAGCCGCCCCUGUUCUCUGCCUUCACGGCUGGCUGGACAAUGCCAACUCCUUUGACAGACUCAUCCCUCUUCUCCCGAAGGACUUUCAUUAUGUUGCCAUGGACUUCGGGGGUCAUGGGCUCUCAUCCCACUACAGCCAAGGUUUCCCAUAUUACCAUCAAAACUUUGUGAGUGAGGUCCGGAGAGUUGCAGCAGCCCUGAAAUGGAACCGGUUUUCCCUCCUGGGCCACAGUUUUGGUGGCACUGUGGGUGGAAUGUUUUCCUGUAUCUUCCCCGAGAUGGUGGACAAACUCAUCUUGCUGGAGGCCAUACCAGUUGUCCUGGACACGAAUGAGAUGGACAACUUGCUGACCUACAAGCGGAGGGCCAUAGAGCACGUGCUGCAGGUGGAGGCCUCCAGGAAGCCUGCGCAGGUGGUCAGCCCGGAAGAGAUGCUGCAGUGGUUCCUGAAAAACAACAGCCACGUGGGCGAGGCGUGUGGGAAGCAUCUCCUGCAGAGAGGAACCACACAGGUGGCCACGGGUGUGUCGCUGAACAGAGAUCGGAGGAUCAUUUUGCCAGAGUACUGCUUGGAUAUCGUCAGCAGGGAGCUGCUUGUGCAGUAUAUCAAAAAUCUGCAGGCCCGCAUCCUGUUAGUCAAAGCAACCGAAGGAUAUUAUGCUGUGAGGAGAGAGAAUGAUGCCAACAGGGAGUCCAUAAUGUUCGUGACCAGCUCACUUAAGUCUGUCCUGAAAGAGAGGUUCCAGUACGUGGAAGUCCCGGGCAAUCACUACGUCCACAUGAACCAACCCCAGCUCGUGGCUGAUGUCAUCAGCUCCUUUUUACAGAGCAAGGAGAAGAGCCCCGCCCCCCUGUAG